Molecule: messenger RNA, 2022 nt
Organism: Linnemannia hyalina
Lineage: Eukaryota; Fungi; Mortierellomycota; Mortierellomycetes; Mortierellales; Mortierellaceae
Source: the annotation of a GenBank genome assembly
AUGCAAGAAGCCCUCUCGCUCUCAGAGAUCAGGACCCACAUCGGCCUCUUCCUCAUCUCUAACACCAACAACAGCAAGCGAGACCUCAUCGCUUGCAUGAACGUCUGCAAGGACUGGCGAGCAGACUUUCGACGACUCCUCUACCGUGACCUUGUCCUCGGCCACCGCACCUUCCAACCUAUCCUCAGUCAUACCCAGUGGCGCGCUUAUGGGAUUCAUACCCAGUCUCUUGUUCUGGAGGAACCUUCGGUCAUGCAGAAGGUUAACCCGAAUAUCAUUCGGGGGAAAUAUAGUGGGAUGGGUGCUGGGGGUGGUCAGGGAUCCAAGAGUGUGCUAAGGUCUUCGGACUAUAACCUCGAUCCGAUCCAGUACUGUCCGAACUUGUUACACCUCACCGUCAAGCUCAGCCCGAUCGUUCAGGGACUCUGUUAUUGGACUCGAGAAGGGGACGACGAUGAUGACUAUGGGCAUGAUGAUAACGACUCUUUGGGAGCUGCCCCACCAGCACGGUUCAGAACUACAGUUGCAUUUCGAUACAAUCAGCAGAAUCAGACUUGGUUCGUCAAAUCCAGUAACCGGAUCCUGGCCUUGCUAGAGUAUCACCCCAACCUCCGAAGUUUCCAUUGGAUCGGCGACUCGAACGUGCAUAUGGAACGGAUUGGACGGCACUUGCUGUCGAAGCAAUCACCUCAUUGUCUGGUCGAUCUGGCACUGGAUUCUUUCACGGCUACUUGUGCGGAGAUCAACAGGAUCAUUGAGAACUGCCCCGAGCUUCGACGGCUAUGUUUGAUGUCUUUGCAUCUAGUGUCCACGGCGAUGUGGCCUGACUUGGAACCGGAGCAGGAGAUAUCCACAGUCUCGAUUGCCCCAACAUCACCAACAACAUCGUCACCGACUCUCCUGCAGCCAACUCAAAUCCAGCCAACCCUCUACCUAGCCAACAUACAAUCCCUGACCCUUGACCGCCCACAGUUCCUCGCCCCAGGAAUCUUCAAAAUCCACGGCCCACACCUCCAACACCUAGAACUCGUUGACUGUGCUUUCCCCCCUUCCUUUCUCAUUGAAAUCAGCAGAGCCCGAAUCGAGGGUUCGCCACAUGCCCUGCUCACCCCUCACGUCGUCGAAUGGAACUGUCCCCUGCUUACAGGGUUCAAACACGAUCAAGGAAGUCUCAUGCCAGAAGCCUUCUCACACAACCUCCUAUCAUCCACCAAAACUCCCUUCCGGUCGCUCGAACUCCUCAAAUUGACCCUCCAACCAACCUUUGUCGCGGACCUGACCGCGUAUCCCAAUUUAUGCCAGCAACUGACACACCUGGACCUCUCAGAAAGUGAACGCAUCAAGAGCACCGAUCUCCAGUCCCUGCUCUGCCAUCUCCCCGCCCUCCUCGACUUCAAAGGCCCCGCAGGCGUUCUCUGGGGAGAAGAUGUCUUCCAUUCUCCCAAACCUUGGGCAUGUCUUAAACUCCAGAAACUCCAACUGCUCAUCUGUCUCGCCCGACCGGAUUCAGGGCUUUGGGAAUCCGACAAUCUCUUCUUUGGAUUCCCACUCUGGGAUGCCCUCCCUGCAGACUCGAACCGCUUCCUUCAGGUUCAAGAGGCUUUGUUCCUUCAGCUAGGCAAGCUCACAGAGUUGGAGGUUUUGGAUUUGUCGGGUGGAUACGAGAUCGAACAUUUCUUGCAUGAGGUGCCGCGUGGGUUACCGUGGACGCUGGAGGCCGGAUUGGAGGCAUUGCAAGGGCUGAGGAGAAUGAAGGAGUUGACGGUUUCUGGGUGGGAGAACAAGAUGACGAGGAAGGAGGCUCAGUGGUUCCGGCAGUGGUGGCCAGAGUUGAGGGCGAUCCGGACAAAGAACGACGGUGCUUUUUCGAGGCCGUCGCGAUCACAAGCACCUCAGCAACAGCGACAGGAGGAGGACGACGACGAUAAGCCUGUGAGCGAGGAGCAGGUGGUGGGCUGGCUUGCCUUCCGGAUGUGUCUUCACCAAGAAUGGCCCGCGCGGUUCCCCGAUCCUAUGCUCUAG